AUGUUUGAAUCGUUGGUGUCGCGGCUGACAUCACCUCCAGUGUCGCGGCGUCGGCACACGGUGCAUGCAGCUAGGGAAGUAUGCAGCGAACCAGAGGAAGAUGCCGUGCCCGUGCAACGUCGUUCGCGCACCGCAAAGCAGCUGCUGGACAAACGGCGAAAAGCGCGACGCUCUUGCGCCGACCUUACUGCCGCCACUAAUGCAGAACCGGAGCGAACCUCUCGGAUGGACGCUCUGAAAUCAUUCUUGCCACUACGUCAAUCAAAGUCUCUUGGACGGCUCGAUGGUCUAAAAGAGAUAAAAGCUAUGACGUUCCUGAUUGAAUACUAA
Arctia plantaginis is the source of this 330-nucleotide messenger RNA. The record is from the annotation of a GenBank genome assembly. Lineage: Eukaryota; Metazoa; Arthropoda; Insecta; Lepidoptera; Erebidae.